This is a messenger RNA of Emericellopsis cladophorae, 1041 nucleotides long. RefSeq lists its product as uncharacterized. The transcript has a single exon. The coding region runs from base 1 to 1041 and encodes 346 amino acids. The record is from RefSeq and is a predicted model, not a curated record. Lineage: Eukaryota; Fungi; Ascomycota; Sordariomycetes; Hypocreales; Bionectriaceae.
AUGCCCGGAAAGAUUCCAAUACUCACUGCUGCACUCGUCGGCUUGACCCAUGCCCAGGAAUGGUUCUGGGUACCCCCAGGCCUGACAGGCACAUUCUGCAACGGUCUGAGCCGACCUGAUUGGGAUGAAUGCGAGGCCAAGUACGUCGACGACUUGAUCAACACCGAGCUGCAUAUCGGUCCUGAUUUUGGCGAUGGUGUCACCUUCACCUACGAGAAUUGCGAGAUGAAAUACGUUCAGUGCACUUCAUCUGGCUACGAAUGGGUCGAAGAGAACCCAGCUUUGUUUGCGGGCCUCAAACGACAAUGUGGCGCUCUCGACGCCGCUGGCGUCCAGCGACAAGGAGAUCUCUGCCUAGUCGUCCAAGACCCUAAGAACCCCUUGACCGGGGACGAAGCCCGCAAGCGGGAGACUACCAAGCAGGGUGAACUUGUCACCCAGCCCGCGUGGCCUGCCUCGCAGGAAGAGUCCGAUGAAAGUGGUGAUGGUGGCUCAGAUAAGGACAACUCGAAGCGCGCCCAUCCCAGGGACAUGGGCGUGGCCCGAGAUCUCGUCGAAGAGUCUGCAUCUCUGGAGCGCCGUCAAGAAUGCUCGGGCGGAGGCACCUGCUACAGCUACGACCAGUCCGGCUUUGCUGUCAACAUUCGCGGCCCCAGGGAGUACGUGUGCAACGACGUUCUCCCUAACGGCGGUUCGUGCUCCAAGACGAGGUCCGUCACUGUUACCGAGACAUACACUGUUGGCCUCGAUGUAACUGCUGGUCUCAAGGAUGCUGUUGACAUUGGCGCGUCCUUCUCCUCCGAGUAUAGUGAGGCGGUCGAGACAUCGCUGAGGACUACUAUCACCAUCGACUGCCCGGACAACGGAAGUGGAUAUAUCGUGUGGUAUCCCCUUAUGCAAGUCUCUUCCGGGCAAUGCAACAAGGGAACAUGCAGUGGUGGAUACUGUCUAGGGGACGAGUUUGACUAUUGCACGAUUCGAAGACCUACACAGCCAAGCGAGGGUACACUCAGUGGAGAGUAUGAUUAUAUCUGUAUUUAA